Molecule: messenger RNA, 2115 nt
Organism: Abrus precatorius (Indian licorice)
Lineage: Eukaryota; Viridiplantae; Streptophyta; Magnoliopsida; Fabales; Fabaceae
Product: heat shock protein 83-like
Exons: 4
Coding region: 1-2115 (704 amino acids)
Biological process (GO): protein folding; protein stabilization; cellular response to heat
Cellular component (GO): perinuclear region of cytoplasm; protein-containing complex; cytosol
Molecular function (GO): ATP-dependent protein folding chaperone; ATP hydrolysis activity; ATP binding
Source: RefSeq, a predicted model, not a curated record
AUGGCAGAUGUUAAUGUGUUGGAUUCCGAAAUUUUCACGUUCCAGGCGGAGGUCAACCAACUCCUCAGCCUCAUCAUCAACACUUUCUACUACAACAAGGAUAUCUUCCUUCGCGAACUCAUCAGCAAUGCCUCCGACGCUUUGGAUAGAAUUCGAUUCGAGAGCCUCACCGACAAGAGCAAGCUGGACUCUCAACCAGAGCUUUUCAUUAGAUUGGUGCCUGACAAUGUUAACAAGACUCUCUCAAUCAUUGACAGUGGUGGCGGCAUGACCAAAUCAGAUUUGGUGAGCAAUUUGGGAACCAUUGCGCGCUCUGGUACCAAGCAAUUCAUGGAGGCCUUGCAGGCUGGGGCUGACGUCAGCAUGAUUGGUCAAUUCGGUGUUGGUUUCUACUCUGCUUACCUUGUCGCCGACAUGGUCGCUGUGACCACAAAGAACAACGACGACGAGCAGUACAUAUGGGAAUCACAGGCCGGUGGAACCUUCUCCGUUACCAGGGAUGUCAAUGGCGAACAACUCGGAAGAGGAACUAAAAUCACCUUGUUCCUCAAGGAGGAUCAGUUGGACUACUUGGAGGAAAGGAGGAUUAAGGAUCUUGUGAAGAAACACUCUGAAUUCAUUAGCUAUCCAAUCUACCUCUGGACUCAGAAUACGAUCGAGAAAGAGAUUAGUGAUGACGACGAAGAUGAUGAGAGCAAUAAGGGGGAAGAAGGGGACGUUGAGAAAGUUGAUGAAGAUAAGGAGAAACAGGGCAAGAAGAAGAAGAAGAUUCAUGAGGUUUCUUAUGAGUGGCAACUCAUUAACAAGCAGAAACCGAUUUGGAUGCGCAAACCGGAGGAGGUCACAAAGGAGGAAUACGUUUCCUUCUACAAGACCAUCACCGGUGACUGGGAUGACUACUUGGCCGUGAAGCACUUCUCAGUGGAGGGUCAGCUUGAGUUCAAGUCCAUUCUCUUUGUCCCCAGAAGAUCAUCUUUUGAUCUGUCUGAUAACAAGAAGAAUAUGAACAACAUCAAGCUUUAUGCGAGGAGGGUGUUCAUUACGGACAAUUGUGAGGAGCUCAUUCCUGAGUACCUUGGAUUUGUCAGGGGUGUGGUUGACUCUGAAGACUUGCCACUCAACAUCUCCCGUGAGAUGUUGCAAAAGAGCAAGAUUUUGAAUGUCAUGAGGAAGAACCUUGUGAAGAAGUGCAUUGAGAUAUUCUAUGAGAUCGCUGAGAACAAGGAGGAUUAUCAUAAAUUCUAUGAUGCUUUUUCGAAGAACUUGAAGCUGGGUAUCAAUGAAGAUAGUCAGAACAGAGCGAAGUUGGCUGAUUUGCUCUGGUACCACUCUACGAAGAGUGGAGAUGAGAUGACAAACCUCAAGGACUAUGUUACGAGAAUGAAGGAGGGUCAGAAGGACAUUUACUACAUCACUGGGGAGAGUAAGAAGGCUGUGGAUAACUCUCCGUUCUUGGAGAGACUCAGGAAGGAGGGCUACGAGGUGCUGUUCAUGGUGGAUGCUAUUGAUGAGUACGUUGUUGGAGAACUGAAAGAGUACGAUAGGAAGAAGUUGGUGUCUGCUACCAAGGAAGGGUUGAAGUUGGAUGAUGAAAGCGAGGAGGAGAAAAAGAAGAAAGAGGAGAAGAAGAAGUCGUUUGAGGAUCUCUGCAAGACAAUUAAGGAGAUAUUGGGAGAGAAAGUUGAGAAGGUUGUGGUCUCCGAUAGAAUUGUUGAUUCGCCAUGCUGUUUGGUGACUGCUGAAAAUGGGUGGACUGCCAACAUGGAGAGGAUCAUGAAGGCUCAGGCACUGAGAUAUAUAAGCACGAGUGAGUGCUUCUCCAGCAAGAAGACCAUGGAGAUCAACCCUGACAAUGGUAUCAUGGAGAAGUUGAGGAAGAGUGCUGAAGCUGACAAGAAUGAUAAGUCUGUGAAGGACCUUGUGCUGCUUCUCUUUGAGACGGCACUCUUGACCGCUGGUUUGAGCAUGGAUGAUCCUAACUCAUUUGCUGCUAGAAUCCACAGAAUGUUGAAGUUAGAUCUCAGCAUUGAUGAGGAGGACACUGGUGGGUACGAGGAUAUGCCCCCACGAGAGGAGGAUGGUGCGGAGGAGAGCAAGAUAGAGGAAGUUGACUAA